Drosophila hydei is the source of this 1367-nucleotide messenger RNA. RefSeq names its product cell cycle negative regulator roughex. The record is from RefSeq and is a predicted model, not a curated record. Bases 192 to 1058 code for a protein of 288 amino acids. Lineage: Eukaryota; Metazoa; Arthropoda; Insecta; Diptera; Drosophilidae. The transcript is spliced from 2 exons.
UUUGUGUCUGGGCACACUUUUGAUUCUCAAGAAAUGAAAAUAUAUUUUUUAAAACAAAUACAUCGAUACGCGUGAUAUAAAUCGAUAGAACAUCGCAAUUCGUGUACAUGCAACGUUGCUGUUCCCACAUAGCGCAUCAACCAAAUAUUUAUUUCGCUUACUUUUGCCUAUGUGAACAAAUUCUUUAAAAAAUGCAUGAAGAACAAACAGCAGAGUGCCCAGUGUUGCCCAGCCAGUUGCUUCGGCGCUUUCUGCAAUGCAUGGAUGAUGGUCAAAUACGCAGAGAGCUCUCUGAUGAUUGUAUUUUAUCGUUGCUUGGACGCAACGUAAAGGGUAUUGGAUCUGUAACAAGCUAUUUGCGCACACAAAUCAUAGGACGCUUUAAUCAUAUGGACUUUUUGAAUGCACAGCGCUGUACUGAGUCGGAGGAAUUGUUGCUUAAAGAGCGUUUCGCACGCAGCUUUCAAGUGCUACGCAGUCGACUUAAAGAACCAAAAAUAUUACCAACAUCGGUACAUUUGCGUGCAGAGAGUGAUGAAGAAGAGGAGCAGGCUGCAAUUGCUACAUGUACCAAUCAGUUGAUAACACCUCCACGUGCAUCUACACCGGCUAACAGCACAGAGUUGAUGGACUUCAUCACUGCCAGUGGAUCAUUGCAGGCUUCUCAUAAGCAAAACGAUGGCGGCAUUGAACUAGGCGAAAACUGUCGGGUGUCGUUAACUUUGGGCUAUCGCUGCAAUUCACUCGUAUGCAUAAAUGAAAGCUCCAUAGACAUUUGUCUGAUUGUCUAUGAGAAGUUGAAGCCAAGAACUCCCGGCAUGCAGCGUCAUUGGCGGAUUCGAAGUCCACGUAAUGUAUUAACCGACGAUGAGAGCGAGGUGCCGGCACCACGUAGCGUCCGUCGCACGCUAUUCAGCAACGAUUGCGAUGAGGAUUCAGUGCAGUCGGAAAUAGAUGAUAAUCCAUCGCCUCUGCUGCCGCGCAAGCGUCAGCAUAAAGCCGAUUCAAGUAUGAGGAAAACCAAGCGUUCAACGGUACUUGGCGGCAUGCGCUUUUAGGGAUGCUCCAAUGUUGGAUUCAUUGAUAGCUCAUCGGAUUUCGCAUUAGUCCGUGGUGUACCAAACAUAAUUAUACAAUUCAAGCGACGCCCAUAUUAGAAGUUGCUUGCGAAGACUGAGUCCAGUCGCAAAGAAUUUACAUAUACAAACAAAUAAUGUUGUCUACGAUGGACUAUUAGCGUACUAAGUUACUUAAAGCAUAUACACUUAUUGUGUAUAUCGAAUUUAAAUAAUUAUAUUUUUUGUAAUUUGUUAGGUGUUAUAAAAAUAAAAAUAGGCAAUUGGCCAGCAUGCUCUGUAUGCGUAUCC